Messenger RNA from Lactuca sativa (garden lettuce), 861 nucleotides. RefSeq lists its product as uncharacterized. The record is from RefSeq and is a predicted model, not a curated record. Lineage: Eukaryota; Viridiplantae; Streptophyta; Magnoliopsida; Asterales; Asteraceae.
AUGUAUCGACGCUCGAAAUCCACAACGAGUAGGUGCUUCCAUAGAGUUUUGCGCUCGGUUAUAGCAUUAGAAAGCCUUUAUAUUCAGCAACCACAAGGUGAUGUUGUCCCCAAAGAAAUUCAAGAGAAAAAGAGAUUCUUUCCUUACUUCAAGAAUUGUGUAGGAGCAAUUGAUGGUACAUAUGUUCGUGUCAAAGUACCUAAUAGAGAUGCCCCUAGAUAUCGUUGCCGCAAGGGUUACCCAACGAUAAAUGUGUUAGUUGCUUGUUCAUUUGAUUUAAAGUCUAUGUAUGUUUUAACCGGUUGGGAGGGUACUGCAUCAGACUCAAGGAUACUAAAGAAUGCGCUUAAUAGAGAUGAUAAACUACUAAUUCCAAAUGGUCGCUAUUAUUUAGUAGAUGCGGGUUUGCCUCACUCAACUAUAUUAAUGGCGCCAUAUAGAGGUGUUAGGUAUCAUUUAAAAGAAUAUUCCACUCGGGCACCACAAAAUGCUAAAGAGUUGUUCAAUCUUCGUCACGCUUCAUUACGUAAUGCUAUAGAAAGGGCAUUUGGUGUUCUAAAAAGAAGGUUCCCUAUCAUUAGAAGUACACAAGAACCUUUUUAUUCUUGUGAAACACAAUCAGACAUUUUUUCGGCGUGUUGUAUUUUGCAUAACUUUUUGAUAGUUGAAGAUCGUGACAAAGAUCUUGAAGAUGAGGUAUUACAGGAGGUGUUAAGUGCACCAACAGAGGAAGUGAGACAUAAUUCAAGUGGUGCGCGUGAGGGUAACAGCAUGGCAGAGCAACUUAGGAACUCAAUUGCAAAUCAAAUGUGGACUAAUUACUUAUUGAAUCCAAACAAUGAAAUAAAUAUGUCAACAUAG